Messenger RNA from Mangifera indica (mango), 1224 nucleotides. RefSeq names its product thioredoxin-like protein YLS8. Gene Ontology annotation, cellular component: spliceosomal complex; U5 snRNP; U4/U6 x U5 tri-snRNP complex. The transcript is spliced from 5 exons. The record is from RefSeq and is a predicted model, not a curated record. NCBI's taxonomy places the organism in Eukaryota, Viridiplantae, Streptophyta, Magnoliopsida, Sapindales, Anacardiaceae. Gene Ontology annotation, biological process: mRNA splicing, via spliceosome. Bases 400 to 900 code for a protein of 166 amino acids.
GAAAGACGAUAGGAAUUAUAGAAUGUCGUAUCUGCUGCCACACCUGCAUUCCGGUUGGGCCGUUGAUCAGGCCAUUUUGGCGGAGGAAGAGCGGGUCGUGAUCAUCCGAUUUGGCCAUGAUUGGGACGACACUUGCAUGCAGAUGGAAGACUUCCUAUCAUUUAAGAAUCCACUCUGAGCUUUUCGUCCAAUACAUUGGCAAGAUUUUGGCUUUUUAAAAUAGCACUGUUCUUAUAGAAAAACGUGUGAAUUAGUAUUUACCUAACUUACCGUAAGGUAUCAGUAAUUUAUUUAUCAUUAUUUUUUCAAUUCCGCCCUUCGUAGUCAGGAGGCGGCUUCUUUUAAGCCGUGGGUUAGGGUUAGGGAACAUAUAGGAACAAUCGAAUCGAAACGUGAGAUAUGUCGUACCUUUUGCCACACUUGCACUCAGGAUGGGCAGUAGAUCAGGCCAUCCUGGCCGAAGAAGAGCGCCUCGUUGUCAUCCGGUUCGGCCACGAUUGGGACGAAACCUGUAUGCAGUCUGAUUAUAUUCUCUUUAAGGGUUCUGUUGCUCCAAAUCCUUUCAUUGCGAUGCAAAGAGGAGUUAAUGAGAUGGAUGAAGUGCUGGCAUCAGUUGCUGAGACUAUAAAGAAUUUUGCUGUGAUUUACCUUGUGGACAUUACAGAGGUGCCUGAUUUUAACACCAUGUAUGAGCUUUAUGAUCCAUCCACAGUCAUGUUCUUCUUUAGGAACAAGCACAUAAUGAUCGAUCUCGGUACUGGUAAUAAUAACAAGAUCAACUGGGCUCUCAAGGACAAGCAAGAGUUCAUUGACAUUAUUGAGACUGUCUACCGAGGGGCAAGGAAGGGUCGUGGUCUGGUAAUUGCGCCAAAGGACUAUUCCACCAAGUACCGAUAUUGAGUCUUUUUGUUAUUUGGAGACUGUUGCAUGGAAUUUAUCUGUUAUUAAUGUUUGUUUUUAAAACAAAUUGGGUUGUAGUUCUACAUGUUAUUGUAGAAUUUGAGUAUUUUCCAGUUGUCGAAAGCUUAUAUACCCUUUUACAAUGGGAGUCACAAGGAAGUUGAACUAGGGUGUGACUGAGCUUAAGUUUCAUCAUUCAAAUCUUAAGUCUGUAAAGCUGCAAUGUUAUUGAAACUAAUCAAAUUAGAGCUUUUACCUGGCGCACAGAAGAUACGUUGAUGGUUUCUUUUUCCAGUCAAUGUUAACGCAUCUAUUUCAUAUUAA